AUGAACGAAAAUAAAAAGUUGGAGAUCAUUCGGAAUAUGCUGCACACCCUCCUUGGAGAGUCGGACAAAGAAAGAGAAGACGACGGUGAUACGAGGGAAGAAAAAGUAUCAGAAGGAAAUAAUAAUCCUCUACAAUGCGACUCACGAGGUGAUCACCGCAACGUUUGUAAUGACACAGAGAAGGAACACAAGGAAAAAUAUAAUUUGAAGAAAAAGUAUGUAGAAAAAUCGAAAGAAGUAAUAUCUUUCUAUAGGAAUUACAUGAACAAGUCAGAACAAAAGGAGCUGGAAAAGUAUGCCAAUCUUUACGACAUCGUUUUAAAUAAUUCUUUCGAAUAUACAGAAAGGGAUAGCAUAGACACGUACAUGUAUUGCAACGUAUUCCCCAUGUUAAAAAAAACGUUUGACGCGUUCGUUCUCUACGUAAGCAAAUUAUAUGAACACAAAAAUGAUGCAAGCUACACAAAGAUUAUAAAAAAUUUGGAUCCAAUUUUUUUGUUCUCUCAAUAUAUUAUACGCUUGACGGAUGAGGAUUCUUCACAAAGUGAUAAGGAGAACAGCUUGUUUGAAGAAGAACUUAGUGGAUGCUUCUCUCCAGAGGGAGGGUUCCAAAAGAAAGUGACUCAUGAACUGGACAAACUUAUACAUGACGAAUGCUUCGUUACCACUGAUGAGAUGCCCACCAAUGGAACUGACCUGGACCAUACUACUGGUAGGAAAAGAAAGGACGAAGAAUUGACACAAGUGGAAAAAGAAAUUAACGAUUUUUACAACAACUAUGAUCUGGUGGAGGAGGAAAACAAAAUCAAAAAGACGCAAAAAAGAAGGGAUAUUUUGAAAUCCAUUUAUAGCAAGAAAAACGUUUUAUCAACCGAUGAAAUAGCCUUGUAUAAUUCCUACUAUGAGGAGCGUAUAAAAGUAAAAGGCAAGAAGGUGCUAACUGGUAGGCGCGACUCAUCACUCAUCCUCAACUUGGCUCCGACCAACUCGUUUGGAAAUGUCGCUGUACCGCCUAAUGCGUUUAACAUAACGCUCGAUUUGGAGGAGACGCGAGGGGGGAUAAGUGGUGAUGCAAGUGGUGCUAAUCACGCUGAUGGUAAUCAUAAUGGUGGUAAUCACGCUGGUGGUAAUGCAAGUGGUGGUGGAGAACUCCAGGUUAAGGAGAAGGGUCACCCCAACGUGGACACCCCUUGCGAUGACCACCCAGAUGGAGUAGGUGAAAACCUUGAUGAUCUAAUCAAACAACUGGAGCGAAGAGAAAGCUCCUACUUCGAAAAGAGGAUCCACUUUGUACUAGACAAAUGGGUCCGAGAAGAAGAUGGACGCAGACUCAUAAUCAAGCAAAAGGAUAAAAUAAAAUUAAUCUUCGAUGAAUUUAAAAAGAAAAACUAUACCAUCACAGAUAAAGACAUAAUUCCUUUGCUAUUCUACAUAGACAAAAAGUUAUUUCUAAAUUAUACCCUUGUACAUCAGUAUAAUUUUAACAAUUUCCACUAUAUAUUUUUUCUGCAUUCAUCUUUUUAUUGUUCCGAUACUAAUAGCAUUACGUUUGAAGAAUUAUGGACUUUCCUCGUUUCUAACCUUCCUCUAAAUUCCCACUUGUACAAGGAAGACAUUUUAAUUGGGCUGGAGAAAUUUUACAGAAAAAAAAAAAUGAUUCAAAAUUUUCAGUUCACCAUUACUUUUGUCAGAAACUUUCUUCUCUUUCUUCUCAUGGACAUAUUUUUAUUCCUCUCUCGUUUUGUCAAGCAGGAGUUAAGUCAUCACCCCCUUGGGCCUCUUGGCGGAAGCGGAAAUGUUGUGGGAAUUUCCUUAGCGCACAAUUUUUACCUCCAUAUGGAUUCCCUUUCUCCCUUCUUUUCCUCAUCCGAGGAAUCCUCCACUGAGGUGUUUUCCUCCAUGGAGAAAUUUCGCUCAGUUUGUGCACCCCCUUCAAUGCAUCGUGACAACGCUACCCAAGGAAUACAUGGCGGGGAUUCCCUCUCUGAGAAGGACGAAUCCGAAAAAACACUUCCUCCCUUUGACCCAAAGGAAAACAAUAAGUUAGGAUCCAGACAUAGUGAGAGUAAAUCAGUAACAUUGCACCCAGAGGGAUGCGUGAAAAGAAAUAUGUUUCUGCACCUGUUGAUGCUGCUUUGGGGAAUCAACAUAAAGAUGGAUGGUCUACAAGAGGAGAUUCUCAUUUCGGACGAGUUGUCCACGGACAUGGAGGGGGAGGGGGAGGCGGAGGACGCGAUAGAUGCGUUGGAUGGGGAUGGUGCAGUUGGGAAGAGUGCCUCGGCGAAGACCUAUGAAGAUGCACGAGCCCCAGAGGGAAACGACAAACCGUUACAUAGACGGACUCAUCAACAAAUUAACCCACAGCGCAAAAAGGAUGAACACGAAUUCAUCUCUAGAAGUGACGGGGAAAUAGCAAAAAAAGGAAUUUCAAACAAAUUGGCAAAAGGAAUGGCAUCGAAAAAAAGGAGUCUGUCAACGGACGGAGGAAACAGACAAUACAGUUUGAAAAAAACAUCAGUGGAAGAUGCAAUUAGACAUAAGAAAAAAAUAAAUGAAGACGAAUUAGAAGAAGAAAAAAAAAGGAAAGAAAAAAAACGCACUCAUGAUAUGUAUACAUUACGAAAAAAAUAUAAAAAAAAAAAUUAUAAAAAAAAACUCUCUAUUUUGGUGCACUCUAUUGUUAAAAAUAUUAAGCCCAGGAAAAAAAAUUAUUACAAUAAGCUCCUUCAAAUGUUGAAUGGCGGUGCGAAGCAAGUCUUUUGGGAUCUCUUUCUUCUUCCACUUGAGGGUUAUGAUCAAUUUACCACAGAUUAUGAUAUAGGAUGGGCAUUGGGCGGACUCGACGACACCACGGUCACUAGCACUGAUGGGUAUUCAACAUUUCGUGAAAGCGCAAGCGGCGAGGGAAGUAAGAACCACUUAGGUGACAGCUUACACGGUAGCCCCUCUUCUAGAAGCACCGAUUCAUUUACCCCCCGCUGCGGAAUGCACACUUUGAAGGGAGGCGGAGGAGGAGACCCCUCCAAAAUACCCUUUUUCCCAGAAGAUGAAAUUUUCCCGCAAGUGGAAAAUUUCAUUCAAACGUACAUCAAAAAGAGAAGGAAAAAAAAGUCCUCCGACGGGGAUCACAAAAAGGGGGACAUAACAAUAGAGGAGUUAAAAUCAAGUGCCUCUCCCCAAAAAAGGAGCAACUCAUCCAUCCGCCUCCUGUGUAGCUUCAGAUUGUACAAGAAAAAAUUCCUGAAUAAAUUUACAACGGAGCAUAUUUACUUGCUACUCCUUUUUGUGUGUUACGUUAACAAAUCGAUGGACUUUUUCUUCCUUCGGCCAGCAGGCACCAAGGGGAAAUGA
This is a messenger RNA of Plasmodium knowlesi strain H, 3351 nucleotides long. Its product is annotated as conserved Plasmodium protein, unknown function. NCBI's taxonomy places the organism in Eukaryota, Apicomplexa, Aconoidasida, Haemosporida, Plasmodiidae. The record is from RefSeq and is a predicted model, not a curated record. The coding region runs from base 1 to 3351 and encodes 1116 amino acids. The transcript has a single exon.